Messenger RNA from Arabidopsis lyrata subsp. lyrata, 2631 nucleotides. RefSeq lists its product as uncharacterized. The transcript is spliced from 2 exons. Lineage: Eukaryota; Viridiplantae; Streptophyta; Magnoliopsida; Brassicales; Brassicaceae. Bases 530 to 2524 code for a protein of 664 amino acids. The record is from RefSeq and is a predicted model, not a curated record.
CCGGUGUCUCUUUUUUUAUCGGUCCCAAGAUAUAAAACACUCUUUCGUACUAAUGAAUUAACUAAGCAGUCAAAAAAAAAAAAUCAAGGGAACGAGUUGUGAAAUUAGAGAAAAAAAAACAAAACUCAGAGCAGUGACAAACUUCGAUUCAAGAAUUGUGAAGCGCCGCCGAUUUUCGUAGAAGAUAAUCUAAUUCCAAAAUUCUCUUUUGGGAUCGCUUUGCUACUUCUGAUUCCAUUUUUCCUCGGCAAAAAAUCUGGAAUCUGUAUCGUCACAACCAAAAAUUCUCUUCCUUUCCCGUUUCGUUUCGCUUCUCCGGUAUCGUCCAUAUUGCGGAUUUGUCGUUGGUGCUUAAUUCCCGUUGUAUACAACUGUCUGAAGUUUAUCUCAAAGAAUCGGUAUCCAAUCCAUCUCUCGGGCAACAUUAUUGAGAAGUCGAUUCAGUUUUCCCGAGCUGGUAUUAGAGUCUGGUCCCUGCUCCUCCAUUCGUGGCAUUUUGUAGAGGAGGGUAUAAAUUAGGAGACUUCAAAUGGAAUGUAAUAAAGAAGACGCUAUAAGAGCUAGAGAGAUUGCAAAGAGGAAGUUUUUAGCAAAUGAUUUUGCGGGGGCCAGGAAAUUUGCCUUGAAGGCUCAGUUCCUGUAUCCUGAACUCGAUGGAAUUGCCCAAAUGGUGGCCACAUUUGAUGUUCAUUUAUCUGCUCAGAAUAUAAUAUAUGGGGAGAUAGACUUCUAUGGUGUGCUUGGUCUGAACCCUGAGGCUGAUCACGAAACUGUGAGGAAGCGUUACAGAAAGUUGGCUGUAAUGCUUCAUCCUGACAGGAACAAGUCUGUCGGAGCAGAGGAAGCCUUUAAGUUUCUUUCGCAGGCAUGGGGUGUGUUCUCUGACAAGGCAAAGAGAGCUGACUAUGACCUGAAGAGGAAUGUGGGAUUGUAUAAGGGAGGAGGGGCAUCAUCAUCAAGGCCUGCAACCAAUGGAUUUCAGAAAGUUACUAAAGCUAGCGCUAACACAACCAAAGUAAAGAGUUCAAAGAGAGGUAUAAAACGGGCAAGUGACGCCUCUGCUGCCGCUACUCCUACUUCGGCCCAGAAAACAACUGCUGAUGGGACCUUUUGGACUGUAUGCCGUACUUGCAGAACACAGUAUGAAUAUCAUCGUGUUUAUCUAAAUCAAAACCUCUUGUGUCCCAACUGUCGUAAGCCAUUUAUAGCGGUGGAAACAGAUCCUCCAGGUUCAGGUUCGAUUCGCAAGACCUUUCACGAGCACCAAUUCGACUCUCUCCGCAAUACAACGGACGGAAGAAAGAAAAAUGUAUCUGGAAGAGACAAUAAUGGGGUGUAUGGUGAAUGUGAUUCCUUUGAUUGGGGGUUGUUCACUGGAACCAAAAAUUCUGCUCAUGCUACACAGACUGGGUCACGAAAAGAUGAGGUUGUGCGUAGAGAGUAUACCAAAAGGGUGGCUGGUGUUUCAUCAACAAUUCCUCCAAAAAGAAGAAAGGUUACGGAAAAUGCAGUUGCUGGUGCCAACAUUGCAAGUUGUUUUGCUCCCAAGUCCACCGGUGUAAAAGAAAUUUCUGAGGAUGAGCUGAAGAAUUUAUUGAAGAAGAAAGCUAAAUCAGUAAUCAGCAGAAACCUGCCAGCAUUAUGCACCAUCGUCGCUGAAACUGAAACUGACGCAAACGAAAGGGGAAUGGAGACUGAGGAUCUCAAUGGUUUCAAUGCAGGUUCUUCAGUAAACAAAAAUGCCAUUGAAUCAUGCUGCAUGGACUCCGUUGAGGAUACUUCUGCUACUGACAAGGAUUUGAAUUCCCUGGGAGCCUUGACAUUAGAUGUUACUGCUCCAGAUUUUUGUGACUUUGAGAAGGAUCGAACUGAAAAGUCAAUUAGGGAUGACCAGAUAUGGGCGUUUUACGAUUCUCUUGAAGGGAUGCCUCGAUCAUAUGCCUUGAUACAUAAUGUUAUCUCCGUAGAUCCAUUCAAGGUGCGAAUGAGUUGGCUUACUCCAGUAACAAACGGUGAGCUUAGCUCAACAAAUUGGCUUGGUUUUGGUAUACCUAAAAGUUGUGGAGGUUUUAGAGUUUGGAAAACCCAAAUAUGCAGGUCACCUUACAGUUUCUCACACAAAGUAAACCUGGUCAAAGGCAGUCAUGGGGAAUUUCUUAUAUAUCCUAGAAGAGGCGAUGUAUGGGCUCUGUAUCGGAAAUGGUCCCCUGACUGGAACUAUCUUACAGGAGUCGAAACAGUUGAGUACGAUAUAGUUGAAGUAGUUGAAGGAUAUACAGAGGAAUAUGGUGUGUCAGUGGUUCCUCUGGUUAAAGUUGCUGGUUUCAAAGCCGUGUUUCACCAUCAUUUGGAUCCCAAAGAAACUAGAAGGAUCCUUAGGGAUGAAAUUUCAAGAUUCUCUCACAAGAUACCGUCUUACUUGCUCACAGGUCAAGAAGCACCAGGUGCACCCAGAGGUUGCAGACAGCUUGACCCGGCAGCAACACCGUCUCAGCUUCUUCAGGCUAUCGAUGAUUAUCGGUAAGGUGUAAAAGAUUCAAACUUUUUGUAUCUUAGUAAUGUAAUGUAAUAUGCUUAAACAUGAACUGAAUCUUUUAUUCUAAUUUAUGGGUAACAUAGAAUCUAGAAGAA